Molecule: messenger RNA, 2827 nt
Organism: Emericellopsis atlantica
Lineage: Eukaryota; Fungi; Ascomycota; Sordariomycetes; Hypocreales; Bionectriaceae
Product: serine/threonine-protein kinase Sgk2
Exons: 1
Coding region: 267-2573 (768 amino acids)
Biological process (GO): protein phosphorylation
Molecular function (GO): protein kinase activity; ATP binding
Source: RefSeq, a predicted model, not a curated record
CACACCAUUUGUCUCAGCAGCGUCUGUGCCGCCGCCCCGGCAGUUGAUCGAUCCUCUUCUUCCAACAACGGCCAAGUCGCUUCUCACGGUGCCCCCACUUUCCACAAAUGGGUUAGCGGCCGUCCUUGCCGUUUGCGACCUGGUGGCCCGCUGUCACGCAUCCCUACAAACACGUGAGCCGUCGCGUCUGCUUUGUUUUCGGUUUACCUCUCCCUUGCUCUCUUAAUGGACCUGUACAUCAGCCGUGCUCUCUACACGACAUCAAAAUGCCCCUUACAGAGAAGCACGUCAAGAUCAUUUCAGAACGCCCACUCAAUGAUACUCUUGAUCCUUUCCGAGACAAAUUGCGCGACUUCAACGAGACCAGCGACCCGCGACAAGAAGAUAUUGCGAGUCUUCUCUCGGCUUUAGUUGCCUCGCCAGCUGCGUUUAGCCUUCCUUCGCCGGACGAAAGCGGUAGCGUUGCAGUCAAGCUUCUAUCUAUUCUACAAUAUGUCCGAGGGGGCGAAAUAAAGACCCAGCAAUUCCAUCCUCUCGUCCGCCAUGUAAUUGCCGAUUCCCCCGAUAUCGACGUCUGGGAAGCUGUCUUCACCGUCAUCGAUUCUCUUAGCACCCUCACUCCUCCCCCAUCCAGCAUUGCCCCGACCUUCAAAGGAACACCAAUCAAAACCAGCUCGAGCCGACUUGCCGAUAGCGAAACGCGCGACGUCGUUGAAGGAGAACUCUUCUUCGAGAUAAAGGACUGCACCUUUCGCAAUGUGAAGGGAUUUUGCGACAAGUUCUUUGACUCCAGGCGCUGGCGCAAAGAGCAGAAAGCAAUGCUGAAGGGGAUGAUGACAGCACACGACGGAAAGAGAUGGACAGACUUCCCGACCCCUUCGGACGAAAAGCCGGUCUGGGACUGGUUCCGUGCACUAGAGGAGCGCUUCCUAGCCGAUGCAUCGUACAAGCUUCAUACCACUAAAACCGCCCACCAGUUCCAGGAACGGAGAGGCCAGAUGGAUAUCUUCUUCCAGACGCCAGCCAAGAAAACGGACGGCACCUUUUGGUACAAGCAUGUCCUUGUCGUUGGAGAGCAAAAGAAGUCAUACGACACGGGCAGAUUUAAGGCGGACCUUCUUCAGAUUACGCGCUAUGUGCGAGGCGUCUUCGCCGACCAGCCGACGCGCCGAUUUGUCCACGCGUUCUCUCUCUGCGCGUCCACGAUGGAGCUCUGGGUCUUCGAUCGAUCUGGACCGUACAGCUCUGGACCAUUUGACAUUCAUGACGAGCCGGAUAAAUUUGCGCGCGCUUUUGUUGGGUAUGCCACAAUGGACGACGAUGCGAUGGGCCUGGACACAUUCAUCGAACGAAAGGACGGGCAUCGCUGUGUUAUAUUGGACGACCUAAAUGGCAACGAAUCGAAGAUUAGGCUGAGGAGCCCGAUAGUCAGGCAGAAGGCAGUUGUUUGUCGAGGGACCACAUGCUUUGAGACUCGAAAUAGCCAUGUUGCGAAGUUCUCGUGGGCGUCGGAUAAGCGGAAGCUGGAGGUGGAACAGCUAAAGCUAGCAGAAGAACGGGGCGUCAAGGGAGUGGCCAAAGUGGUGGCGCAUCGUCGAAUCACUACCAUUGCAGAGAUACGUGACGGCUUGGAGUUUCUGGAACGUCAUCGGUUCCGGGAUGAAGACGUCCACGCUGACGAUCCGCCAUCAACCACUGCAAGCACGAACUCUUCAGGUCAAAAGCGCAAGUCAUCGUCCGACCACACAUCCGACGACGCGUCCGGAUCCAAGAAGCGGCGGUCCAACAGUCAGAAGUCGAGGCUGGUCCGAGAGUUAAACGACCAGCUAUCAAUUGGCAGGGCCAAGCCGAGCUUGUAUACGCCUGGUGAGGACCUGUGGGAAAAUAGGAUAUAUUCCUGCCUCGUCGUAUCGCCAGCCGGCCGUGUUAUUAGCGACUUCAGAACCAUCAAGGAACUGCUGGAGUCGAUGCAAGAUGCGAUCAAGGCUCAUCAGUCUCUCUACGUCAAUGGCAACAUUCUCCACCGCGACAUCUCAGCAAAUAACAUCAUUAUUACGAAGCCCGAGACGGCCGAUGGCUUCAAGGGUAUGCUCAUCGACCUUGAUCUGGCCAAGGUGAGACACAGCGGCCCGAGCGGAGCGCGGCAUCAGACGGGCACGAUGCAAUUCAUGGCGGUCGAGGUGCUACGUAAAGCUGACCACACUUACCGUCACGAUUUGGAGUCGUUCUUUUACGUCUUGCUUUGGAUGUGUGUGCGGCAAUCAUGGAAUAACGGAUUCGCCGGCGAAGAGAAGCCACGUAAGGUAAGCCUUCUCCGAAAAUGGGAGAUUGGGGGAUUUCAAGAUAUCGCAGAUGCCAAGGAGGGUCACAUGACCGUGAACAGUCUCGAAAGGAUAAUGAGCGAGUUUCCAGAGGCGUUAGAUGUUGUUAAGCCGCUCUGUCUGAGGAUUAGGAAGAUUCUCUUUCCGUUGGAUCAAGAUGAAAGGAUGAGCUUUGGAACCCCUGCAGGAGACCCAGACCAACUUUAUGCACCCAUCUUAGCAGCAUAUGAUGCUGCUAUCAGCGAUCGAUAGUACGGGAGCCGGUGUGGCUGUACCCUCAGCAAAUGGAAAAUUAAAAAUCCCGUGUGGCCCACCAUCGUCACGUCCUGUCGUAUUCUACGCCCAACGAAUGGAACUUGCCCUUCAAAGGCGCGCAUCCCAGUGCUACAGAGUCCCUUAAAGUACUUGUCAAACGGGGCCUGGCCAUCCAGAGGUGGGCCUCAUUCGUAUCCACGCUGGGUUAUUCGACAAAGCAAGUUCUGGCGGACUUUGUCUUUGGUGCGUUG